Eremomyces bilateralis CBS 781.70 is the source of this 3407-nucleotide messenger RNA. RefSeq lists its product as uncharacterized. The transcript has 4 exons. Gene Ontology annotation, molecular function: metallopeptidase activity. The record is from RefSeq and is a predicted model, not a curated record. Lineage: Eukaryota; Fungi; Ascomycota; Dothideomycetes; Eremomycetales; Eremomycetaceae. The coding region runs from base 448 to 3297 and encodes 949 amino acids.
GCGAUAGAAAACCUCCGAGGCACGCGGCUGUACGGAUUCAAGGGUUGCAACGGCAUCGGCGACCGCGUUCAUGUCAUCCAGCAAGCCUUUCGCGACUUCCAGCAGAUUGCUGCACUGGGCGAGCUCAAUGAUAUUCAGUGGAAGCUUCAGGCCGCGACGGAUUUCUGGGGCGGCAAGAACACUCCGAUCAACCAGUGGCCGCUUACGGACGAUACGAGGGCUGAAAUCAAGCAGAUCUAUCACCAAGCCGCCCAAAUUUGGGAGUACCCGUGGAGCCGACUCAUCGGAAAUCCAGCCUCGUCGUUCCGCUUCCUGUGGAUCGAGGUACGCUGCAGCGACGGCAAGGCGGGCCCUGAUAGCACGGAUCCCACGAACGCCUGCGGUGAUGCGACCAACAACGGACAAUGCUCCAGGACUGGCCAGCCGCCAGUCGGACAGGCACACCAGAUGAAGUCACAGGCCUUCAGCGAGAACACGCGGGGCUACGGCAGGGACCCCACCCUAUGGUACGACCGUAUCACUUUCUGCGCCGAGUUCUUCAACCUUAAGACCCUGGGCGAGAUUACCGCCGUGAACAGCGGCAAGACCCUGCCGGAGAAAAAGGACCUCAUGAACUGGGACAACCACGCCCGUGUCUUCUUCCACGAGAUCACCCAUCUCAACUAUUUCAUGAACGCCAACGCGUCGAGUCCCUACGUGCGCGACCUACAGAGCAAUGUCAUCUGGAACGGCAGGCGCUCGUGGGAGUCCAUGUACGGGCCGCUGUUCGCCAAGGUGCUGGCCAACUAUGUCGAGCCACCGCCCUAUAACACUGCCCAGUGGUCGGGUUACUAUCCACAGCGCAACGCCGACAACUUUGCCUGGUUCGCCAUGGCCAAGUACGUCCAGAAGCAGAUUCUCGUCUACCCGGACAGGCCCAAUGUCAGGAGGAUGGCGCCGCUGCAGGAGCCACGCGACGUGGACGGCGGACCGCCCCUCCUCGAGACCGAGCCCGCGCAGCCGGACGACACCGUGUCUGACCCGCCAUACGACUCCGGCAACGAUAUCUUCCGCCCCGGCUGCCCCGACGUCGGCGGCGUCGCGAGGGACAUCAGCGCCGCUGCCAUCGGCGCAGAAUUCGAGGCCCUCGUUGCCCAGAUCGACGCAGUGCCUGGCGUAAUAGAAGGUCCCCUCCCCCAACCGGGCAAUGAGACAGGCCCUAACCCAUCGACACCAGGAGGCUCGGGCGGCGACGCUGGCCAACAAGUAGCUCUUGCUUCUUACAUCCACCCAGGAGGAGGGUACGAUCUAUGGAGGAGAAUGAUCGCCUAUCCCAAUGACAAAGUCAGCGUCCUGGUUGCAAAUGUCCUGAACGGCCCGGACGUGGCUGUUAAUAAAAAGUGGAUGGCCGUUCUCACAGAGGCAGUGGCUAAGAAGAAGAAAGUUAUUGGCUAUGUGAGAACAGGGUACCUUGGAUUGGCUACCUCCGAUGACCCAAAGUUUGAACCAUUUGAAACUCGGCUGGGCUCACGAACAGUGGAAGACUGGGUCGCUCAAAUCGAACGUGACGUAGAUUUAUGGUACAAGUUAUAUGGGGCAGAUAAAAUAGGAGGCAUCUUCUUUGAUGAAGGAUGGAAUCAAUGCGGUGAUACAAGCAAUCCUAAUAGGUGGGCCGAAGUUUAUCAAUUCAUCAGCGAUAAUACCAAACGUAAAUAUCCUGGAGCUUACACCGUGCUCAAUCCUGGAACCGGAGUGGAAAAGUGCUACGAAAAUAGCUCGGAUACGCUCAUGACUUUCGAGAGUAGUUACGAAAACUACAUCAUGAAGAACUAUACCGAGAUUAAUUGGAAACCAAGCGACCCUCGAAAGAUAUGGCAUAUCAUCUAUCAAGUUCCGGAGGACAGAGCGGUCGAGGUAGCUAAGUUGGCCGCCGAAAAUAAAGCAGGUCUUAUUCACAUCACUCCCGCAGUCAUGCCAAAUCCUUACAACUCUCUUCCAAGCGAAACAUACAUGGACAAAAUCAUCAACUUCGUUCCAGGUGGCAGCCCUCUUAUUCAGGACCAUCUUUCGUCUUAUAACGGUGGAAGCUCACCAGGGAAGCCGGUUACAAAAGUCACUGGCCUGGACUACACCUCUCUUCAUGUCGAAUGGAGCCACCCCGGGGGGAACCCCUAUGGAUUCGCCGUAUAUACCGGCGAGGAAGAACUAGUCCGCUUACCAGGUUUCAUGCGCAAGGUCACUAUCGGGAAUAUCCUAAUAGAGACAAAGGCUAUGGUGGUGACUGUCAAGGCUAUUGGCGCUGAUGGCAAGAUGGGAGAUGCUUCUAACCCCCACGGUGGAGCAACCAAGGGACUUGAUGGUCGUGUUGUGCGGGACGUCAAGAUCAAAACCUCGCCUACAGAGACGACAAUUGAAGCAAAUGUCCUCCUUCCUUAUGGUUUUAUCCGCAUUUACUUCACGGAUGAUAGCAGAUACCACAAUUGGGGUGCAUGGCCAAUAUCCUAUGGCCCCAAUUUUGUUACUGCUCAUUAUAUGGUUGAAGGCUCAACAUUAUUCAAAUAUGAUGGACCCGCUACAGCUGAUGCCAACGACAAUCGCGAAUUCAAAUGGAAGGAAGUUGGAGAGCGCAACAAUGUCAAAAUUACUCGAGACAAAACUCACUUCAAGUGGGUUAUCCCGAUGGGAACAUCGAAUGAGGGAGUGGAUCCAACCUAUGCCGUCAUUCAAACGGAAGGCUACAAUCGGUUUACUAACGUUUUUCUUCCAUGCCCAAGCGAUAUGUCGGAGAAGAAGGGCACCGACAACGCGUACUGCAUCGGCCAAAGAGCUUACGAUUGUCAGGGUGCACCCCUUUGCGGGCACGCUCUGAAUACAGUCAAGAACUGCGACUUGGCUGCCAGUUUCCUUCUGAAUGAACCGGACACGAUAUACGAAGCCAAUCAAGCACUUCCAAAGAGUGGGAUGUGCUCCCUCGAUAGCCUCAUAGGUCAGGGAUGCAAAGUAUAUGUUCAAGGCAAGGACGAAACUGGCAAGUCGUGUACCAUCUCUGGUAAAGAUAUGUGGCAAGCAUAUCAAGACAUCAUGAGAUUUUCGACUUGCAAGUCCUGCGGGACAAAACAUUUCGGGAAUGGAUGUAUGGUUUCCCGAGACUACCACUUCAAUGUAGCUGGGCAAGGGUGUGGUAAGCCAGCGAUGUCGACGGUAUCGAGAUUCCUGAAUGAAACGGAGGCGCUUGAUGAGGCGUUAUCAUUGAAUCAGACAACACCUUCGAAUGAAACGACAACGAAUGAAAAGAUAGGACGAAGAUGGCAGGGUUGAAUUCGGGGGCUCAUUUGACGGUCAUGAUAAGAAAUACAAGCACAAAAUCGUGUCUUCACGCGACCUGUAUAUGAAUCUAUUAUAGUUCACUUGAACUUGGGCGAUAAUCU